This is a messenger RNA of Mucor mucedo, 743 nucleotides long. Its product is annotated as peroxisomal biogenesis factor 11. The transcript has 3 exons. Gene Ontology annotation, biological process: regulation of peroxisome size; peroxisome fission. NCBI's taxonomy places the organism in Eukaryota, Fungi, Mucoromycota, Mucoromycetes, Mucorales, Mucoraceae. The record is from RefSeq and is a predicted model, not a curated record. The coding region runs from base 41 to 673 and encodes 210 amino acids. Gene Ontology annotation, cellular component: peroxisomal membrane.
AUUUUAUCAAGAUUAUUAAACCACCCCUUUACUAUCAGAAAUGGCCAUCACAGAAGCGCAAAUCACUGCAUUCAAUCGAUUUUUAAAUGUUACCAACGGACGAGAGAAAGCGUGUCGAUUUGUGCAAUACUUUGCAAGAUUCUAUGCAUUUUAUUUAUUACGUCAAGGAGGCAGCAACCCACAACGCUGGAUUGAAUUAAAGAAUCAUUUGGGUAUCGGUCGAAAAUUCUUUCGUUUAUUGAAACCCGUUGAACUCGCUCAAUCAGGUAUCAAGAGUCUAUCCUUACCCGAUCCUUUCUUGCGUGCUACUCAAUGUAUCAAAUUCACUAGCAACUUUUUGUAUUAUACUUCGGAAGCUAUGAGCUUGUUGGAUACUAUCAAAUUCCAUAAAUUAGAUAAUCCAAAGCGAGUGACAGAAUUCGGUCAAAAAUGUUGGCUGAUGGCUUUAUCCGCUUCUAUCCUUUCAAGUCUAUAUCAAUUAUAUAUCGCUCCAUCAGCCAAAAAAUCCACAAAUGAAGCGGCUCGUUAUCAAUUAACUCAAGAUAUCGUGGACAUGAUGAUUCCUUUGGGCGGGUUGAAAUGGUUAAAUUUGGAUGAAGGAGCUAUUGGUUUAGCCGGUAUGAUUACUUCUGCCAUGGCCAUCCAUACCCAAUGGAAGAAAACCAACCCUUAAACUUUUUUUUGUGUCAUAAUAAUAUUAAAAAAAAACAAUUAUUUGUCAUAAAAAAAAAAAAAAAAAAAAA